Messenger RNA from Linum trigynum, 3199 nucleotides. Lineage: Eukaryota; Viridiplantae; Streptophyta; Magnoliopsida; Malpighiales; Linaceae. The record is from the annotation of a GenBank genome assembly.
GAAUUACGAAGUGUCACUUAACAACUCCAAAAAAAACACAGGUAAACAAUAGAUAUAAAGUCUAUCAGUUGGUAUUUCAUACGGAAUUCUACUUAUUAACUUUUUAUGCUAUCGAUCCAAGAAUUAAAUUGAACAUUUGAAGUACCUUAUUUGUUGGUUGAUCCACAGUACACAUGUGAGGUGGUCUCUGUUGUUCUUGAAGUAGUAAGAUUAUAAGUACCAUUAUCCUAAUUAAUUAUUUGAUCGGAUUAUAUUACGAUAACUAUUGGUAGCUAGUUUUUUAAGUGUCCUCCUGCCGCUCCAUGUGGCCUUGUUCCCCCCUUCACCGUCACAGCCAAACCAUCGUGCACAGAAAAAUAUGCAGGGCCAUGUUUGAGCCAAAACUUGACACCAUAAAUGAAUGAAAUUUUGCUUAUUUGGCAGAUGGUGUAUUUGGUCAUAUUGGGACACUUUCUUCCUUCCGGGUAUGAAUGAACUAGCCAUAACUGUUCUAGGUCCAUUAUGUUUACCAGUAUAUAUAUAUUCAUAAGCUUGAUCCAUGAUACUAUUUUUGAAGGUGAACGGCUAUUUGACGCCAACCAAAUUGCUAUUUGCCGCCAACCAAAAAAUAAAAAAAAUAAAAAUUUGAAUUCAAAUUUCGAAUUUUCCCUCCCUUCCCUUCCUUUCAUUCUAUAAAUUCGGAUACCCAUGAACAUUUGACUCAUUCCAACAAAAACUUCUGUUGACGAGCCUAGUGCCUCCGUCGCCGGCACCGUUCUUCCGUCGUCGGCUAACCUCCCGUCGCCCUCAAUCGUCGGAAAACAAGUAAGUUUAUUUUAUCCGGCCAGUUUUCCAGCAAGUUUUCCAGUUUCCCGGCAAGUUUUCCAGUUUUCCGGCGAAAAACAGGGCGGGCCGAAAAAAAACUGCGGCCUAAACGCCGCCGAGCCGAAAAAAAAUUUCGGCCGGUGCGACGGCCGGCCGAAAAAUUCUUUCGGCCCGGCGACGCCGCGGCCGCAAAUUUUUUUCGGCCGGUCGCCGAUCUCGCCGCCCAAAAAAUUUCCGGCGGCGUGUUCGUCGGCCGGCCGAAAAAAAUUUGCGGCCGUGGCGUUGCCGGGCCGAAAGAAAUUUUCGGCCGGCCGUCGCACCGGCCGAAAAAGUUUUUCGGCCCGACGACGCACCGGCCGCAAAUUUUUUUCGGCCUGUCGACGCACCGGCCGCAAACUGUUUUCGGCCCGGCCAGUUUUUGUAUUUAAUUUAAUACGAUAAUUAAUUAAUAAAUAAAUAAAUACUUAAUUAGUUAGUAGAAAUUAGCAAUUAGUGUUAAUAUUUAUUUAAGUUGGUGUAUAAAUGUUUUUUUUGUAAUAGGCGUUUGAAUGUUUAAUUACUUAGAUUAGUUAAUGUAAUUUUAAUUAAUUAAGAAUUGAUUUAACAAUUAAUGUUAAUAUUCAGUACAUUAGUUAAUAGAAAAUUAAUUAAUUUGUGAUUAAUUAACAAUUAAUUUUAAUAGUCAUUAGUUAAUAGAAAUUUAAUUAAUUUGUGAUUAAUUAACAAUUAAUGUUAAUAUUACAUUAGUUAAUAGAAAUUUAAUUAAUUUGUGAUUAAUUAACAAUUGAUGUUAAUAUUACAUUAGUUAAUAGAAAAUUAAUUAAUUAGUGCGCAUCUAAGUAUGAUAUUUUGUAAAUUUGUAGAUAAUUAGAUAUGGAUGAUGCGGGUGAUGCGGGUGGGGAUGAGUUGUAUAGAUUCAAUGGUAGGAUUGUUGAUGCAUCAGCACGAAGGAAGAAUAAGGAGAAUAAGCGCUCUCGAGAUAUUGGACAUCAGUCACAGGCAAAUUUAGGGGAGGAUGAGUUAGAGGCUCCUACUGUAGUUGCUCGUUCGGCAUCACGGGCGUCUGGUUCCCAUGGGAGGAACCAGGGUGCUGCAUCCAGAGUGGUCUCGGCUGAGUUUGAUGAGGAUGAUAGUGAUGAGGAUAUCGAGGUCCCUCCACCUACGCGUGGACAUGGACGAGUGCUGUCUCGUACGGCAACAUCACGUCCUGCUAUGUAUAGGGACCGAGCUGGGCGAUUCGUACCACCUGCUCGUCAGGAGACAGAGAGCUCGGGGACUGGACGGAGUAGGGGAGGACGUUCGAGUGGUCCUCCACCGUGGGAGCUUGUUGGUGAGUGUCCUGGUGGACCUACGGAUCCUAGCCUCAUUAGGAGCUUUCGUGGCCACGUUGCCUAUGCGCUUUGGACGGGGGCUGGAGAUCGAGGGGUCAUCAGUUGCCACAGCCGUACAUCGGCGGUUGCUUAUUUGAGUAGCUACGUGUUUAGUCAUGUUGAGGCGGAGAAUCUGGUUCAGCAGUCAGGUCUCCAGCACCUGAUGUACUCUAUGUUCCGCAAGAUAGCGAUUGACGAUGCUUUGAUCUCAGCUUUUGUGGAGAGGUGGCAGCCAGACACGAACACCUUCCACUUGCCUUUUGGAGAGAUGACGAUCCUCCUCCACGAUGUUCAGUACUUAGUGCAGAUUCCUGUUGAGGGACGACUGAUGAGUAGGAGUUCUGCGCAGCUUGACCAUCCGGAGGCGGGUUUGAGUGCGCUUCUUGGGAUGAACUCGGAGCAGUUGAGUGGUCGUUCGGAGGUCCCUGGAUAUAGUAAUAGGGGUAAGUGGUACGAGAAGGGUGGUUUUCUUGCAGAGAUGGCGUCCAGAUACUUGCAGAGCCACGGGACACAUGUGAUAGAGGCGCAGUCGUACUUGUUGUUGUUGUUGUUGGGGUCCACUUUGUUUGUGGACAAGACUAGAGACAGGGUUCGGUCGGUGGUGAACCUAUUUUUGGACGAGUUGGAGGAGUUAGAUCAGUAUAGUUGGGCGUCAGGUACACUUGCUUGGUUGUACAGAUACCUUGGUCAGGCGUCUCGUGCUGGUGCCAGGGGGAUGGCUGGUUGUCUCACACUUCUGCAGUGUUGGAUCUACGAGUACUUUCCGGGUUUCAGGCCAUCUCACUUCGAGGCCGUCCUCUCGGAUUCUCAUUCACUUCCGGUUCCCUCACAUUGUCCUCUGCUGGAUGAAGCCCAUAGAAUAGGGCAUCUCUUGCUUGUCUCACUGCUUCAGGACCUCUUUCUUCCACCUCAACAGUAAGACGCCUAAAGUGUUCUCGUUGAAUCUCAAUUUCAUCACUGACUUGUUGUUGAUGUGGGGGGUUUUUAUAAUCCAAAGUCCGCCAAAAUACAUGCAACUCUUGAGC